CGCCGGGCGGAGCCGGAGCCGAGCGGAGCCGGUGCCGGGGCGGCUCAUUGCGGCGCGGCGCGGCGGCAGCAUGGCCACCACCGUGCCCUGCACCCGUUUCACCGACGAGUACCAGCUCUACGAGGAGAUCGGCAAGGGGGCUUUCUCGGUGGUCCGGCGCUGUGUCAAGCUCUGCACUGGCCAUGAGUACGCUGCCAAGAUCAUCAACACCAAAAAGCUCUCAGCCAGAGACCACCAGAAGCUGGAGCGUGAGGCGCGUAUCUGCCGGCUGCUCAAGCACUCCAACAUCGUGCGGCUCCACGACAGCAUCUCCGAGGAGGGAUUCCAUUACCUCGUCUUUGACCUGGUGACGGGUGGUGAGCUCUUUGAGGACAUCGUGGCGCGGGAGUACUACAGUGAGGCUGAUGCCAGCCACUGCAUCCAGCAGAUCUUGGAGGCUGUCCUGCACUGUCACCAGAUGGGGGUGGUCCACAGGGACCUCAAGCCGGAGAACCUGCUCCUGGCCAGCAAGUGCAAAGGGGCGGCGGUGAAGCUGGCGGACUUCGGCCUCGCCAUCGAGGUGCAGGGGGAUCAGCAGGCCUGGUUCGGAUUUGCGGGCACACCCGGCUACCUGUCCCCUGAGGUCCUGCGCAAAGAGGCCUAUGGCAAACCCGUGGACAUCUGGGCAUGUGGGGUCAUCCUGUACAUCCUGCUGGUGGGCUACCCGCCGUUCUGGGACGAGGACCAGCACAAACUCUACCAACAAAUCAAGGCCGGGGCCUACGAUUUCCCUUCACCUGAGUGGGACACGGUCACCCCCGAAGCGAAAAACCUCAUCAAUCAGAUGCUGACCAUCAACCCUGCCAAGCGCAUCACAGCCCACGAGGCCCUCAAGCACCCGUGGGUCUGCCAACGUUCUACCGUGGCCUCCAUGAUGCACAGGCAGGAGACAGUGGAGUGCUUGAAAAAGUUCAAUGCCCGGAGGAAGCUCAAGGGUGCCAUCCUCACCACCAUGUUGGCCACCAGGAACUUCUCAGUGGGCAGACAGACCACCGCUCCUCCCACCAUGUCGGCGGCCGCUGCCGGGGCCCCCCUGGGGCUGGUGGAACAAGCAGCUAAGAGCUUACUGAACAAGAAGGCGGACGGUGUGAAGCCCCAGACCAACAGCACCAAAGGCAGUGCCGGCGUCACCAGCCCCAAGGGGACCCUCCCGCCCACCGCUCUGGAGCCUCAAACUACUGUCAUUCAUAACCCCGCGGACGGCGCCAAGGAGUCCUCCGACAGCACCAACACCACCAUUGAGGACGAGGACACCAAAGCCCGCAAGCAGGAGAUCAUCAAGAUCACGGAGCAGCUCAUCGAGGCCGUCAACAACGGGGACUUCGAAGCCUACGCGAAGAUCUGCGACCCGGGGCUCACCUCCUUUGAGCCCGAGGCACUGGGCAACCUGGUGGAGGGGAUGGACUUCCACCGCUUCUACUUCGAGAACUUGCUCUCCAAGAACAACAAGCCGAUCCACACGACCAUCCUGAACCCGCACGUUCACGUCAUCGGGGAGGACGCGGCCUGCAUCGCCUACAUCCGCCUCACCCAGUACAUCGACGCACAGGGCCGGCCCCGCACCAGCCAGUCCGAGGAGACCCGCGUCUGGCACCGCCGCGACGGCAAGUGGCAGAACGUCCACUUCCACGGCUCGGGGGCCCCCGUCGCCCCGCUGCAGUGAAGAGCUUGCGGUGGCUGUCCUGGUUCCAGCCCGACGGAGACGGCGAUGGGAGCCGAGGCGGCAGCCGGAGCUGCGGCCCCCCGAAGCACGCGUCCGCAUGCCUGUCCCCCCCUACCCUGGCCCCUGCUCCCCCCCUCCAGUGCCUGUGUUUGCAGAAAACAAAAAGACAAAAAAAAAAGCCAAAAUGAUGAAGACAACAAAAAAAAGGAAAAAAAAAAAAAAAAAAAAAAAGGGGGAAAACCCACCCCAAUCCCAAACCCACCCACACCCCCAAACCCACCCACACCCCCAAACCCAACCCAGCCGCUCGGCCACAGGCGAGGGCGCUGGGGGGCUCAGCCCCCUCCCUCGGCCCGUCUCUGCUGGGGGGGGAAGGGGGGUCCCAGCCCCCCUCCCGGCUGUGCUCGUGGCGUGUUGCUGUCGCUGGUGGUGGAUGUUGUUCUUUGGGCUCCGCUUUGCUCUGUCCUGCCCCGGCCCCUGUACAUAGAGAGAGCUCUUUAUUUUUGAAUUCCCACGGGGGUCCCAGCCACAGGGGGCUGCCAGGGGGUGAGUGAGGUGGGGGGGACACACACAGACUCUCUCCCCUCCACCCCAGUCCAGUGCCUCCCCUGGGGGGCCCGAGACUGAUCCUGGGCACUGCUGCGCAGGGAACACGGUGGGUGCCUUUGGGAAGGUCCACCAGUCGCACCCCCGUGUCCCCAUCCCGCUGAUCCCCACCCCGUGUCGCAGGUGCCAGUCCCAGGUGCUGGCAGGUUUUGGCAGGGGGCAGGUGGGUGCCACGUCAGGGGGCAGAGGGCAGCUGGGGGGUGUUGGGGUUCAGGGUGGGGGGCUCAGGACGAUCCAGCCAGCACUGACGCAGCAUUGAAAGCACUUUAGACUAAGAGAAUGGGUCUCUUAGGGGGCACAGGCUGCUCCGCCGGCGCCCCUCCCAGCACAGGGGCACUGGCAGCACAUCCUGCACCCCCCCCUCCCACGGCCAGCGCUCGGGGGGACCCCGUCACCCCCAAGGCCCCCCUCCCUGGGGAGGCAUCACUCCACUCCAGGCACUCCCCACGUGAUUCCCCAGGGCAUCCCCACCAUGCUGAGGGCUGGUUUUGGCUGGGGGGGAGGGGGCGGGAUGGGCGAGGGAUAUUAAUUAUUUUUUAAUUAUUCUGAUGAUUUCUCUGCAUGCCCUUUGCGCGGGAGCAACCCUCGGGCGCUAACGCUGUAUGUCGAGGAGCUGAGCUGUUCCUGUCCCAUGAAUGCUGGUGGAUCGUUGCCAACUUUUUCUCUUUCCUCCCCUUUUCUCUCAUUCUUUUUCUGUCUCCCCCUCCCCAGCAUAUCCCCCCCCAUGCCCCUCCCCCCAAAAAACCCUUUGUCUUUUCUUUCUGAGCCUUGUAAGUGUAAAAGAUGACUCUGAUUUCGUUUUUGUCUCGGGAAAACUGCAAAUAAAUUAUGAGGAAAAACCAA
This is a messenger RNA of Corvus hawaiiensis (hawaiian crow), 3151 nucleotides long. RefSeq names its product calcium/calmodulin dependent protein kinase II beta (gene CAMK2B). Gene Ontology annotation, cellular component: cytoplasm; neuron projection. The coding region runs from base 71 to 1702 and encodes 543 amino acids. The transcript has 21 exons. NCBI's taxonomy places the organism in Eukaryota, Metazoa, Chordata, Aves, Passeriformes, Corvidae. Gene Ontology annotation, biological process: protein phosphorylation. The record is from RefSeq and is a predicted model, not a curated record. Gene Ontology annotation, molecular function: ATP binding; calmodulin binding; calcium/calmodulin-dependent protein kinase activity.